AUGUCGAUAUUAAAUGAACCUAGUGUGGAUUUUCAUCUCAAGUUGAAUGAACAAUCAUUCCACAUACCCAAUGAGUUGCUGAAAAAAAACAUCAGAAGCGUUAACAAACUUCUAGAUCGUGAUAGCAAAAGACUUCACAUCCUGUUCGGAGAGCUUGACCAACUGCUUGCAGGUCAGGACGACAAGGGCUCUCUUUCAAAACUUAAUGAAAUCAUCAAGACUGUUGAAAUUCUAGAAAAGAAGCUGGAGAAGCGUAUUCAUACAGAAGCUGAGCUUCUCCGGAGGAUUCAGUAUCGCAUCGAUUACUACAAUGAGCUGAAUGAUCUUAAAGAAGCAAACGACCGUAAUGGCCUUAUCAAUUGGUAUCAGCGAUACACAAAUCUUUUAGUUGGAGAUUAUCUGACAAGAAAUGGGAUGCUUUAUGAUGAAGAACUCGAUGCAGUGGUCGAGAACACCGGAGAACACGAUUUUGGUGUCGGUAGGUCCAAGAGGCGGUUAUCUUCACCAAAACUAGAUGAGCCAUGUUUGAACCCUGGUGUACAGUUUCUAAAGCAGCAAGGCCUUGAGCAUUUUUUGGAUUAUGACAUACUGCUGACUGCAAAUAGAAUAUCCAAAAGCUUGACUCUUAAGCACACUCUUGGUCCUCUGAUUCAUUGGAUAAAAGAAAAUAGCUCUUACUUGACUAGCAAGUCCUCAAUGUUGGAAUUCGAAGCAAGAUUACAGGAAUAUAUCGAGUUAGUCAAGAUUCAGGACUAUCCAAAUGCAAUCACUUGUUUUCAAAGUUAUUUGGUUAAAUUUAUCGAUAGCAACUUUGAGCAGUUGAAGCUGGCUUCUGGUCUGCUUGUCUUCAUAAAAAGUUGUUCAAAUAAUCAACAAACAAAUUCAGCAAAAGACGGCGCACAGUCCCUGAGCGAUUCAUCUUUGAAGUUAAAGAGCAGGUCUGGUUUUUUCCAGUACUUUUUUCAUAAGCAGGCCCCCCUGAGCUCAGAAGCCGUAAAAAUUCCUAAUAUUGACGAUUUCAAAGUCAGACACUUUAGUAAUAAUAUGGAUUUCGAAAGGUAUACAAAUAUACUAGAUGGCACAAGAUGGGAUGUUCUAAAGGAUCUCUUCCUUCAGGAAUACUUUUCUAUGUAUGGUAUCUCUCAUCAUGACCCUUUAUUGAUCUACCUUUCACUGGGCAUAUCAACUUUAAAAACAAAAGCAUGUCUACACGAAUCACCAGUUGUUGAGUCCGAAAACAUUGAGCUUAAUCAAUACUUGAAUAACGAGGUGACUAAUAACAAAUGUCCGGUAUGUAGUGAUGAAUUCGCUACCAUUGCGAGAGGUUUACCUUACGCACAUCAUAUCCAGUCGAAUCUGUUCGAAAAUCCUGUAAUGCUCCCCAAUGGGAAUAUUUAUGACUCCAAGAAAUUGAAAAUUCUGGCUCAUAAUUUAACAAAUAAGAAGCUCUGCGUCUUAGACGAAGAUGAAGUUCUGGAUCCAAUCGAUAGGAAGAUCUAUUCCGAAAAUGACUUUAUAACAAUGUAUCCAACUUGA
Molecule: messenger RNA, 1536 nt
Organism: Lachancea fermentati
Lineage: Eukaryota; Fungi; Ascomycota; Saccharomycetes; Saccharomycetales; Saccharomycetaceae
Source: the annotation of a GenBank genome assembly